Molecule: messenger RNA, 1857 nt
Organism: Notothenia coriiceps (black rockcod)
Lineage: Eukaryota; Metazoa; Chordata; Actinopteri; Perciformes; Nototheniidae
Product: roundabout homolog 4-like
Exons: 13
Coding region: 1-1842 (613 amino acids)
Biological process (GO): cell-cell adhesion
Molecular function (GO): protein binding
Source: RefSeq, a predicted model, not a curated record
AUGGGGUACCAGGGCCCGACUGGAGGAGUCGAGGAGCUCCUGCGCAGACAGCAGGCGACAAGGGACCUGCAGAUGAAGGGCAUCAUCAGCAGAGCAGUGGCCGCGAAGAGGUUCGAAAAAUACCGACGUGGUCACGCGAAGAAACCUGCAAAGGCCACGGCGCACGACGACGACAUGCGUGCCGAAAAAUCAAAAGGGAGAGGGUCAAACAAUGACGGGUUGCAGGACGAGUUCAGUGUGCAGCCCAGUGAUGUGGAGGUGGCAGAGGGGGAACUGGCUGUGUUGAACUGCGCCCCCCCGGUGGGACACCCUGAACCUAAUGUGAUGUGGAAGAAGGACGGCCUGCUCAUCAACAGCACUGAUCACCACUACACUGAGCUGAGUGGGAAGCUGAUCAUCGCUCCUGCAGAGAGGAACCACUCUGGAGCUUAUGUGUGUGUGGCCAGAAACACUGCGGGGGUGAGGGAGAGCAGGGCGGCCCGGCUCUCUGUGCUGGCCAAGCCUGUGUUGGUGCUGAGGCCUGGAGACGUGUCAGUGAGGACGGGCCAGUCUGCACAGUUCUACUGCAGGGCUAAGGGGGACCCCCCCCCUUCUGUGGCCUGGAGCAGAGAGCAGGGGUCACUGCCCAACGGAAGGUAUCUUAUAAACCCAGACCAGACUCUGCAGAUCCACUAUGUGAUAGCUGAGGAUGCUGGGAAGUACACCUGCACUGCUGUCAAUGAUGUGGGGGUGGUCAGUGCCAGCGCACAGCUACUGGUUGAAGAUGCUAGCAGCACUACACAGAGAGACCUGCACAAAGAGCUGUCGGCCCUGCGAGUGGCCCUGGAGAACGUCAGUAUUGUGACCCCUGGCUCUAACAUAUCACAAGUGCAGUGGAAGCUGCAGUCCCUCCCCGCCCAGCCUCAUUACCUGGACGGCUUUGAGGUUCUGUACCGCUCUCUGCUGCCUGCCAGCUCCGACUGGGCGGCAAACAAAGUGACCGUGCCCAGCUUCCAGGCCCAGGUGGGGCCCUUAAAGAGAGGCUACAAGUACGAGUUCAAAGUGCGUCCCUACGGCAGCAGCUUGUACGGGAGGGAGAGCAACACGCGGCACCUCAGAGUCCCUGAGACAGUGCCCGGGGCCUCUCCAGUGUCUGUGUCCAUCACAGUGAGCCAUGAGCAGAACAACACCAUCCAUGUGAGCUGGGAGCCACCUCCUCAUGAAACACACAACGGGAUCAUCCAGGGGUACCAGGUGUGGUGUGUGGAGUCUGAGGAGCAGCAGAACCAAAACUGGACGGUGGACAGUGGUCACCACACUCUUGAAAUCUCCACUCUCAAACCAGGGAGACGGUAUUGGAUCACCAUAGCAGCGGUCAACGGAGCUGGAGUAGGAAUGCUGAGCGACCCUCAUGGGUUUGUCAUCAACCCACAGAUAGGGGCCCCCCCUGGGUCAGACAGCGACAGAGGGGAGCUUUCUGAGGUCCUGGCCCUGCUCCAGGACCCUGUGUUGAUCGGCAGCGUCGGCGCCCUCCUGUGGUUCCUCCUGAUGGUUGCAGCUGUGUACCUCUUCAAACGCCACAGCAAGACAGGGCAGCUGAUCCCAGGACACGGCCGGUUCAAAGGUUUGCACAGGCUGGCCGGUGAAGAUCUCAUCAUAAAACACAGGAUGGCAGCCCCAGACUCCCCCUGGACCUCUGGAGGCUGGAGACCUGCCUUCAGCCAGAAGUACCAGGACCUAUGGGCCCAGGGUCAGAAACAUCCAGGCAUCAGGGGCGCCAGUGAGUAUUCAUGGACACACAUGAAGAGUGUUGAAACCUUUAGACCUGUCCUAUCAUACAUGAUGAACUGCUCUGCAUGCUAGUCUGUCCAUGUAAGA